AUGAACGCAACGUUGGUUCUAAACUUGUCUUCACCAACUCUUCAAGGGACAGAAACGACAAACAAUUUAGAUAAUACAACUCUAAGAAUCUGUGUUACCGCUAUUGUAGUAGUCAUCAUCGUUCUAACAAUUUUAGGCAAUGGACUUGUCUGUUUGGCUUUCUAUCGUCAACCGCACUUAAGAGGCGUUUCUUAUUAUCCGAUUCUUAAUCUAGCACUGGCCGAUAUUUUAUGCGGUAUCUGCGCAAUGCCAGCGUACAUUGCCAAGAAGCACACUGCCGGUGGUGAUAAAGAACGUAUUACAUGUGAUGUGUCUCGUUUCACAUACUUCAUUUCCAUGUACGCCUCCAUAUUGAGUGUAACCGUAGUGGGUCUCGAAAGAUUCAUAGCAAUUAAAAUGCCCAUCAGGCAUAGAACGUUAUUAACUGAACGAAAGAUGGUCACCGCGCUUAUGCUCUCCUGGCUCGAAGCCGCAUUAGUGUCCAUGCUUCCGUUCGUUUGGCAGCGUAAAGACAUCGACGAGCUAUGUACUUACCAACCUACAAAAGAAUGGAGCAUGAUGGUUAUUUUACUAAACGUGUGCUUCCCAUUUGUUGUUAUGUUUGCCUGCCACUUCUACACAGUUUACUUUGCCAUUCGAUUUUCCCGCGCGAAAUAUCGAGGGGAAACUACAGGUACAACGGUGCAUGGCGUUAGACGAAAUACAAGCGAUGGAACUUCCUAUGAGAAUAAAGAAGCUAUUUUGGCAAAGCGGGAACGAGAUCUUACGUGUACGAUGGCGAUGGUUUUGGGAGCUUUUAUACUGUGUUGGGCACCUUCAAGUUUUUAUUACUUUCUCCGCGUGGUUUGUCCCCAGUGCUACCAACCGUCAUUUGAACAGGUUGAACCUGUUUUCAAUGCAGUUAUGAAAUUACUAACAUUCGUGAAUUGCUGUAUAAAUCCAAUGAUUUAUUGUUCGUUGAACAAACAUUUGAGAGAAGCAAUUUAUCUGUCGCUUUUGAAAAAGUCAGAAGCAAGAAAGAGAAAUUUCAUUCAGAUUAAAAGAAUUGACGGAAAGACAGCGAUUUCACGUGGACUUUGA
Paramuricea clavata is the source of this 1080-nucleotide messenger RNA. NCBI's taxonomy places the organism in Eukaryota, Metazoa, Cnidaria, Anthozoa, Malacalcyonacea, Plexauridae. The record is from the annotation of a GenBank genome assembly.